AUGAAAGGGGGCCAUGAGCAUAGGUCUGCCAGCGGAAGUAUCAUACGCGCACCCUCAUUGGACAGUCAAAUUUCUACAGUCUCUCGACUGGAUGACAGUGAGCUGCUACCGAGUGUCGGGCUAGAUCGGUUCUACGAGUGGCUGAAGUUGGAGCCAACAAUCAUAGCCUGGCUACCGGCGUUGCAUAGGCUGAUAACCGGUGAAAAACUUAUUCACCAGGUUCGAUGUGCUGUCUGUCAGGCUUGUCCAAUCAGAGGCCUGAGAUACCGGUGCCUGCGGUGUCUAAACUUCGAUCUUUGCCAAAACUGCUUCCUCAUUGGACGAGUCGGAAAAAGCCACAAAAUUACUCACCCCAUACAGGAGUACACAACCACGUUGCAAAGAAGCGACAGUCUACGCGAUUUUAGUCGCGUAGUACGUAACCGCUUCCGAUCGAAGGAGAAGUUUCGCCAGUCCUCAUUCAAUGCCGAAGAUUUGUCCAAGUCAACUGCUGCAACGGCCACACCCAAGUCUGUGGGUAGAGCCACUCCCACUCUGUGCGAUCGAGAACACGCCGUAGGAGGUUUGGUGAAGGGCGAGGAGCAGGAUCUCUUGCCCGACUUAGGGCUGCAAGACCUCAUUUAUUCCUUCCUUCCGAUUUCUUCAUUUUUUGAAGAGGAGAAAAUCGACAAUUUUUUGCUUGUUGGAGGAGCAAAUUGUUGCACUCCUACUAAGAAUAUCGAAAUAUGGAGGAAGCGGGUAAGAUCUCGUCUUUUCUCCAUCAAUGGUAGAAGUGGGAUAUUGCUGCGUCAUUGGGAGCCCUCACAGUUGGGUAUGCGCUCUGCGACUGUGAUCAAGGGGUCUUCCCUCUAUAGACCACCAAGGGCUGUACCGAUUAGGCAAAAUUCCACUGGACACCAGAACACAAACUCCUCCCCAACCAUUUGGUCUACAAAUCGACCAGCGUCGCUGGGUGAAACAAGAAAGCGCAUGCUUUACUCCACGCCUUCUGCCAGUGGUGUGGACGCCUUGACACCUCGGCUGAACGCCAGACCACGCAGAGGGGGAUCAAUGGAUCAGGAGCACGAGUUAAUUGCUCAGUACAGUCAUUCUCUGAGGCGGCAGCAAUCGCUGACUCCGACUGGAGCGAUGAUGCCCAGUGGUCAACCCCUCCUAUACUAUGGCCCUCAAGACUCAGUUCACUCAUUGGGAGCGCCAUGGCUGUAUGGCAGUACCACCUACGACAGGUCGCGACCUCCAGAACCGCGCUUUUUUACAAUGAGACCUAGUCAGCUGCGUGGAAACAGUGGAUUUCGUGCCUCCUCACAGCCUCCACCUCAUCCUGGUCCUGGCAUCUAUAUCACUGGUCCACCAUUUAAUACUCAGGCAAGGUGGUAUCGAAAUCCCAGUGGUUGGGAUGGUCCCAUGGUUGCCGGUAGCGCUGGUUCACUGGACAAAGUUUUAAUGAAUCUGGAAGAGGAGAACCGCUUCCUUCGUGCUGAAUACGAUAGGCUACGAAUGCAAUCACCGGCCCAAAAUUUGCGCCCACUUCGAUCACCGUCAUUGCAAUACCCUCUCUCUCAAAUGGGACUAUAUCAAGAUACUAUGUAUCACUCCGCCUAUGGGAAUCCACACUUCCCUUCGAAUUCACAAAUGAACCCUCAGCUUGGGUAA
This is a messenger RNA of Hydatigera taeniaeformis, 1653 nucleotides long. The record is from the annotation of a GenBank genome assembly. Lineage: Eukaryota; Metazoa; Platyhelminthes; Cestoda; Cyclophyllidea; Taeniidae.